Callorhinchus milii (elephant shark) is the source of this 4370-nucleotide messenger RNA. It is a transcript of the gene pex1, whose product is annotated as peroxisomal biogenesis factor 1. The transcript is spliced from 24 exons. The coding region runs from base 135 to 3977 and encodes 1280 amino acids. Gene Ontology annotation, molecular function: ATP binding; ATP hydrolysis activity. Gene Ontology annotation, biological process: protein import into peroxisome matrix. The record is from RefSeq and is a predicted model, not a curated record. NCBI's taxonomy places the organism in Eukaryota, Metazoa, Chordata, Chondrichthyes, Chimaeriformes, Callorhinchidae. Gene Ontology annotation, cellular component: peroxisomal membrane; peroxisome; cytosol.
CGGUCGGCCUGGCCACUAAAGUUCCCGCGGCUCUCGGGUUAGGCUGAAAAAAGGGGAGGAAGUGAGCGAGAGGAGGACAAGGGGGGCGGUGCGAGGGGCUCGGCCUGGUCUGGCGGAGGAGGAGGAGGAGGAGGAUGCUGCUGAACGGCGGCUCCGGGGCUGCGAGCGCGGAGCUGAGACUCUGCAUCACGAAGGAUUGCUUCCUGCACCUGACGGCGCAUCUGUCCUCCCAGCUCCAGCUGCAAGAGUGUCAAACAAUCGAGCUAUCCUGGGGUCUUCAGCAGUCGGCGUAUCUAAGUUGGGUGGGACGCAGAUAUGGUGGUUUUAAAGAAGAAAACAUUGUAGAGAUUAACAGACAGCUGGGUGAAAAACUUGGGAUCAAAGAUGGUGAACAGGUAUUUCUCAGACCUUGUUCACAAAUUUCUUCCUGUCACCAAGCAGUCGUGGAACCUCUUUCACCAGAUGACUGGGAAAUAUUGGAGCUCCACAGUGCCUCUCUUGAAAGGCAUAUUAUGGACCAGAUUAGGGUUGUCUUUCCUGGAGGGGUAUUCCCUAUAUGGGUAGAGAAACGCACUGUCAUUUAUAUUAAAAUUGUCUCUAUAUCCCCUGCUGCUGCUUACGGAAGAUUAGAGCGUUUCACUGAGCUCAUUGUCUCGCCCAAACUACGUCAUGCUGAAGGAGGGUCUUUACAAGCUUCCUUUGAUGAAAGCAGUAUUUUUACUAAAAAACUCAAUUCUGACAACACUCAAAUGCUUCAUGACAAUUUUGAGAGAGCAGAGAAUGAACACCUUUUAAAGAGGCCGAAUGAUAAAUAUACAAUACAUGAUCAAUAUAUGAAGGAAAAUCAAGAUAUUUCCAACAAAAAUAUUUUGUCAUAUUUAUGGGGUUUUCUGAAGGACAUAUUCUCUGGAAACUUAGAUGUCUCAGAAAAGUUUCCUUCAAAAGAUGCCUUUUUAAGCACGGUUUCCAACUCUGUUGAGAUGGACUCAAUAUUCAGAGUCUGCAAGCAACUUUCUUAUAAGUUAAAAGCACCAGGUUCAAUACUGCUGAACCAAAGCCAACCUGAUACAGUUCAUGUCUUUCCUUUGAACCCAUAUGUCCCUAAUAUGGGCAGCAAUAAAGUUAUUUAUGGAAAAUUGACAAAACUCUUGUCAUACAGAGAAGCAAAAGAAAAGACAAAGCAGAGUCCGCAGAUAGAAAAGAAAGCUGGAUCUAAUGGUGACAUAAGAACAUCCAAAACCAGAACAGAAGGAGAACAUGAGGCGUGCAUUGUUAAAGUAAUCAUUCAUGGGUGUGAAGACUUCAAAUGUGUCAACAGCUCUACAGGUUUCCACAAUGGAAAAGUGUGGAUUCCAGAUGGUUUGAGAAAGAAGCUCAACUUGGAAGUGUCUGCUGCAGUCAGAAUAAAUUCAGUAAAACCAGACCCUGCCUUUCCAACUGGACUAAAGUUGCAACCUUUGCAAAUACUGCCACCGGGAAUUAAAGAAGAUGAUAUAAAAUCCUCCUUCAUUACCUGGCUGAAUAUUGUGAGCUCUGGGCAUUUACCACUUUUUACAUCAUGGUCAAGUUUGAUACAAAUACCGGUCAAUGAGUGUGACAUUGAGUUAAUGCUGUCUGUGGAACAGCCUGUAGAAAAUUCAAAGACUGAAAUUGAACUUUUUUUACUAUAUCCAUGUUUGGUGAAGGAGAUCGAUAUACAGGUAAUUUUGCAUCCUCCCAUUGGAGACUCUGAAUUUGCAAAGACUCUGGAUGACAUUGACCAGAUUCUUCCAUUUUACAAAUUAAACUGCUUGGGAGGAGUUUGUGAACUUGCCACUUCCGCUUUUGAACACAUCUCUCACAGCCUUUUGGGUUGUCCUCUUUCACGGGACAUGAGCCCUGUUGUUCUGGGUCUUCGAAAUGGAGCUCUGCUGCUUACAGGAAUAAAGGGAAGUGGAAAAAGUACUUUGGCAAAAACCAUCUGCAGAGAUGCAGCAGAUAAGUUGGAAGCGUACGUGGAGAUUAUUGACUGUAAAACUUUACGAGGUAAAAGGGCCGAAAAUAUCCGUAAGAAAUGGGAAGAAGCCUUUGCUGAGGCGAUGUGGAGGCAGCCUUCUAUUCUUCUAUUUGAUGACUUAGAUGAUAUUGCUUGUGCUGCCUCUACACCAGAGCACGAACACAGUCCAGAAGCUAUACUUAGCAAGCAACUUGUUCAAAUUUUAAAGGAUUUGAUUGCUGAAGCCAUUUCACAAGGGAGUCUUAUUGCACUGAUAGCGACAAGCAUCUCAGAAUAUACUCUGCACCCAUCUUUGGUUUCUGCUCAGGGAUCUCAUAUAUUUCAGCGCUUUCAGGAAAUUUCACCUCCAGAUCAGGAUCAGAGAGUACAACUCUUGAGCUCUGUAAUCCAAAAUAAAACUAAUGUCGCAGUGGAGACUUUGCAGAAUAUUGAUCUUCAGAGACUGGCAAAAGAAACUGAAGGGUAUGUGGCAAGAGACUUCGUCAUGUUGGUGGAUCGGGCCAUGCAUUCUCAUGUGUUAACUAGCAAAAACAGCAUUCAACGAGAACUACAUUUGACAAUGUCAGACUUCCAGCAGGCCUUCAAAGGAUUUACACCGACUUCUCUCAGAAAUGCUAACCUGCACAAACCAAAAGAUGUGGGAUGGGACAAAGUAGGGGGACUGCAUGAAGUCAAGCAAAUGCUCAUAGAUACCAUCCAGUUAUCUGUCAAGUAUCCACACUUAUUUGCAAAACUACCAAUACGGCAGCGAUCAGGAAUCCUAUUGUACGGGGGACCAGGAACAGGAAAAACAUUGCUGGCUGCUGCAAUUGCCCGAGAAAGUGGAAUGAAUUUUAUUAGUAUUAAGGGUCCUGAACUGCUGAGCAAAUAUAUUGGUGCGAGUGAACAAGCAGUUCGAGAUGUUUUCAGCAGAGCCCAGGCUGCCAAACCUUGUAUUCUUUUCUUUGAUGAGUUUGAUUCUAUUGCUCCUCGCCGUGGCCAUGAUAACACUGGAGUAACUGACAGAGUUGUUAAUCAACUGCUCACACAGCUAGAUGGUGUAGAAGCUUUACAAGGGGUUUAUGUGUUGGCUGCCACAAGUCGCCCAGACCUAAUUGAUCCUGCUCUGCUAAGACCAGGUCGGCUGGAUAAAUCUGUGUACUGCCCUCCUCCAGAUCAGAUUGCUCGUCUUGAGAUUUUGAAGGCUUUGAGCCAGUCUUUACCAUUAGCAGAUGAUAUUGAUUUUCAGCAGUUGGCAGCAAUGACUGAAUAUUUCACAGGAGCUGACCUAAAGGCUUUACUUUACAAUGCCCAGCUGGAUGCUGUCCACAGUGCUCUGUCAUCCAGUGUAUUCCGGGACACAAGUUCUGGUUCUGAUAGUGACAUGAGCCUGUCGUCCAUGAUCUUCCUGAAUCCCAACAGUGGUUCUGAUGAUUCUCUAGGAGACGUAGAAGGAGGCUUUGAACACUCUCUUGUUCACCUGGAUACCACUGACUUACUAUCUGAUGAUCCAGGCCCUAACAUCUGGCGUUUUUACUUUGGUAGCUCUUAUGAAUCAGAACUGGGAAAUGGAACACCUUCAGAGCCGACCUCUCGCUGUUUAUCAGAACCCAGCUCAGUUACCCAUGACCACAUGGUGACAUCUGUAAAGGAUAUCAUAUGCUCUCACCCCCCAGUGUGCAUGUUGUCAUUGCAAGAAGGGUUCAAAGAACUUAAUCAGGAACAAAUGGAAUGUUUACGCUCAGAGUUAAACAUUAUUAAAGCCAACACCAGGAACAAGACCACGGAGGAUGGGUUUCCGAGUCAGUCAGGGCCCAUAAACUCUCCACCACUUGUUUCUCAAUCCCACCUGCUGGCAGCACUGACUAAUACAAGACCUUCCAUCAGCCAACAAGAUUGGAGGAACUUCACAGAACUAUAUAAUGGCUUUCGGAAAUCCAGAAAUGGAAAGGGGCAGAGUGGAGCCACUAUGAAACCUGGACAAAGAGUGACUUUGGCAUGAGAGAUGCAAUAAUAAUUAAGUCCAUUGUGAAAAUUAAUGUUGCACUACUAAUUCAAUUUUAAAAUAAACAAUACACAUUUUACUUUUUUUAAAUAUAUUUACAUAUUAACAGAAUCUUGUAACUAAAAAAAGUGAAUUAGUGUGAAAUGUCAAUUAUGUUUGAGAUCAUUAUGGAUUUCAAGUACCUUAUUUACUUAAAUCAUUGCUGCUAUAAUUAUUCAACUGAAAGAAUUGUACUUUUAUGGAUAAUUACAAUAGACCAAGUUAUUUAUCCACAAGUUAAACUGAUUGUAUUUUUUUAAACACACAUGAUUUACAUAUUAUGUAUUGGCAAAUUGAUUUGGCAUACUCCAUUAAUACUAGUCCUUGCAUUAUAAAUAGCACCUUAUCAUG